This is a messenger RNA of Porites evermanni, 17099 nucleotides long. The record is from the annotation of a GenBank genome assembly. NCBI's taxonomy places the organism in Eukaryota, Metazoa, Cnidaria, Anthozoa, Scleractinia, Poritidae.
UAUUUCUCCAGCGUUUCCUUUCAUUUCGUCACCAGAGGUUAGUGAAGUUGAUCAGACAAGCAGUUCGCAUUGUCAGUUUUAUUUUGACUCUUUUGGCAUCAUUUUUGGCUCAGAAACUCGUGAUACUUCAUAAGCUUGUCUCCUGGAAUAUAGCUAAACUGUAGCAGAAAUUAUAAUGCAUCGUCGUGGAACGUUGUUUUGUGCAUUACCAGUCUAUUAAAACGAACUAAGAAACUUUCUUUUCACAUAGUCCUUCUCUUGUCAUAUUUGAUGGCAAUUCUGUGGGACGGCAGUAGAUAUCUUCGGCGAGCGUGACUUCUAAAAUUAUGUAGCUCAUUGCCUGGUUAAUCUUAAUUUUUUGUUCUUCAAUUACAGAUCGAGGCAAAAUAAACCUUUUCCUGUUGGUUAGGAUAUUUCACCAGUUUGUGUUUAAAGAUUUAUUUGUAGUGGAAACAGAAAAGGAAUCAAAAUGCCUAAAGUGGUAAGUUCACUCGAGAAUUACUGACGUUGGUUAAGUUUUUAAGCAAGAAACUGAAACUUCGAGCUCAAUCUGGAUUUCUUGUUUCCUUGCAAGGAAUUCGAAAGUACGAAUUUGUGUACUUUAGUUUUCGAUUUGUUAUGAAUUAACAAGCUCAAAAUAUCUCUUAGGUCAACGUUCGAGUAACUACUAUGGAUGCGGAGUUAGAAUUUGCUAUUCAACCAAGCACGACUGGAAAGCAACUAUUUGACCAGGUUUGUAUAAUCAUAGUAUUUAUCUUUCUAUUCACAUGCAUAUUUUAAUUAACCGUGCAAUUUGUCAAUUCAAGCAGUGUUCAAUUCAUUUCCCACGAGAAAAGAAUCGCUGUAGCAUAAAUUAUCUGUGUAUUUUGUGCUUUGCCAAGGUCGUGAAGACGAUAGGACUGCGAGAAAUCUGGUUCUUUGGUCUCCAGUACACGGAUACCAAAGGCUUUGUAACGUGGCUGAAGUUGAACAAGAAGGUAGGCCGGCCUAUAUUUUUGCCAUGUAAAGAUUAUUUUGACAAAACCCAUGAUUCAGAUAAUUUCUAUGAUCGAUGUACUAUAAGCUUGCAUUUUUUAGUCUACCCAUCGUCAUGUACUGUCAUGAUGAGAGAUUUAAUAUUCAUUGUGUGGCUUGGUAAUAGAGUCUGACAGGAAGUGUGCAAAAUCAAUUUAGAAAACUUCCAUUGUCUUUUAAGUAUUCCAUAGUUUGGCAGUCAACUGUGGAAAAAAACUACAAAAGUUUACUAUAUAAUUGCCUGAAGAGGCAAAGCACAGAUUUGUUAUAUGCAUGCUUAUGUGAGACUAACAAGUUUUGAUGGGGCGUUACUUUCUGGGCUGCCUAUUGGGUAGUUUUGUGACAAGACAACCUAUUUGUUUUUGAAGUGUAUGGCUUGAUUGUUUUGAUCAGUUUGUUUGCCAAGAUUAAAAAACAAAACAAAACAUGAGUCAGAUAAGCACUUGCUAUUAAUGAAAUUAUCAUGUCACUUAAAUUGCAGUAUAGCUGCAUGUUCCUCUAUGUGAUUUAUAAUUGGAACUGUUGUUUUAAGUUUUCUGCAUGCUCCUUUUCACUCAUGAAUCUAUUUACCACGUUAUGAUGAGCACUAUAAUUUGGUCAGUCGUUCUAUUGGUCCAGAGUUGUAAACUUUUAUUGUAUGCAAGUGAGUCUCAUGAUGAGCAUGUGCUUGAUUUUUGGCGAUGAUUGAAAUGUUGCGCUAUUUUAAUCAUGUUUUGGCACAUUGCAAGUGAUGUAAUUUCCCUUGAGUCGAGGCCCUUGAUUUCGUUUAUUUAUUCAUGCAUACUUAUUGGUUCAGAGGUGAAGGUUACCAUUCUAUAGUUUAGUCUAAGAGGUGCAGUAAAUACCCUGAAGAACACACAACCAUCAGUAAAGCAGAACAUGAAAAACUUAAAUAUAAUUAUACAGUUAAAAUGGACGGCUGAGAAACGGCAGGCAAAUGGAUAUCUAGAGCUUUAAAAUGGUUUCCCAGGCUUAUCGAACUGUUAAGCUAAAUUUUCUAGUGUAUGGGCUAAAGCAUUUUAAUGUCAAAGCAAACUGUUAAAACAACUAAGGAAAAGCCAGUUAAAUGGAUGGUUAUUAAAGAACGAUUUAAUGGCUUUAAACCAUACAGCUGCCGUUUUAAAUGCUUUCUGAAAUCAACUAAAUGGUCCAGGAUCAUGUUUGUCGUUUAAACUGCUUAUUAAAUUAAUCUAACAGAUGGGGAUUACCGUUUUAACAGAAUGGGUUGAAAUGAAAAUGUUUUGUGUAAUGGGUUAACGGUUUGAUAAAAUGUCUAAAUGGAUAAAAAACCGAUAGCCGUUAGUGUACGUUUUCCCAUGCGAGGUCACAUAUCGGGGAAAUCCUGUCAGUGUAGGAGGCCACAUUUUUAUAUAUGAAGGCAAAGAGUUUGAAGACCAUGCCUUUCUCAUAUUUGAAGCAAUUCGUGGAAUUCUACAAUGAAACAGAUUUAAUUGUUCUUUGCAAAUGCCCUUUGUUAUAGUUAUUUAUUAUUAAUGUAAGUCUAAAAUGUUUUCCACCAUUUUUAUCCCUUAACCCUUUUACUGCCAAAUUUACCCAAAAGCAAAUUUUGACAAAAUUUCAUCUUGUGAAAUUUUCAAAAAACAACUAGCCCCAUGUGUAAGUACAGGCAGAGAGAUUUUAUUUGAAUAGUCACAUCAUAGGAUUUGGUCCACAGACUCAAAAGAUAGAGUCACCUUACAAAACUCCAUCAGGCACUCUGGCAGUGAAAGAGUUAAUAAAAUCUCCACAUCAAUUAUGCUUAGCACUAUCAAUUCAGCCCUUAUACGACUACAAUGAAGACAUUGACUACAUUUACACUUAAAAAGGGGCAAUCUGCUUAUUGAUCCAUGUCGGGUGUAUAAUCGCGGGUCCCUUGACUAUUUGUGCGCUCACAAUGGAUGCCAACACAUCCUUUGACUCUCUGACUUAGCCUUUGACUCUCUGACUGAAAUGUAACUUAAGAAAAGCGAUAAUUCGAAGCUUCCGCACUACUUUCCUUUAUAUUAGCAAUUGCAAUCACUCAACGUGUAAAUUAUUUUGACUUAUAUAAAAUAUUUUAAGGUGUUAAGCCAGGAGAAUGUAUAGAAUGCUAGAAAAACAAAUAUGAAGUCGAGCAGUUUUGAAUUGCGCUCAAAGUUGUUUUCAUCUGUAUGCAAAUUACCUGUCGUUUCCAUCAAACUGAAUUAUCCUGGCUUUUUUACCACUUUUCAAUUUGCUCUGUUUCAUUUUAUAUUGUUUUUGUGAAACGGUAAUUCUUUCAUGUGAAUUUAUGCUUUCAAAAGGAAAAAAACUUUGAGGAAACGUUGCGUUUACAGACCCGGAGAUACAAGUGUAUUUUGCUUCACGUACACUUAUAUAAAAAAUUACCCUUCUUUUGGCAGAUUUUGCUGGAGAUAAAAAUAUUGCCUUUGAUUUCUCAGAUGCUUGCCUUUUUGGGCACCCUGUUUAUUUUGACUAUCAGGAUUUUUUAGGCUUUGCCUCAGACUAAUCAUUCCAAAGUUUUAAUGCAGGAAAGUUAUGAUAAAUGCUGUUANUGUGCGCUCACAAUGGAUGCCAACACAUCCUUUGACUCUCUGACUUAGCCUUUGACUCUCUGACUGAAAUGUAACUUAAGAAAAGCGAUAAUUCGAAGCUUCCGCACUACUUUCCUUUAUAUUAGCAAUUGCAAUCACUCAACGUGUAAAUUAUUUUGACUUAUAUAAAAUAUUUUAAGGUGUUAAGCCAGGAGAAUGUAUAGAAUGCUAGAAAAACAAAUAUGAAGUCGAGCAGUUUUGAAUUGCGCUCAAAGUUGUUUUCAUCUGUAUGCAAAUUACCUGUCGUUUCCAUCAAACUGAAUUAUCCUGGCUUUUUUACGACUUUUCAAUUUGCUCUGUUUCAUUUUAUAUUGUUUUUGUGAAACGGUAAUUCUUUCAUGUGAAUUUAUGCUUUCAAAAGGAAAAAAACUUUGAGGAAACGUUGCGUUUACAGACCCGGAGAUACAAGUGUAUUUUGCUUCACGUACACUUAUAUAAAAAAUUACCCUUCUUUUGGCAGAUUUUGCUGGAGAUAAAAAUAUUGCCUUUGAUUUCUCAGAUGCUUGCCUUUUUGGGCACCCUGUUUAUUUUGACUAUCAGGAUUUUUUAGGCUUUGCCUCAGACUAAUCAUUCCAAAGUUUUAAUGCAGGAAAGUUAUGAUAAAUGCUGUUACUGAAUAAAGUCAUGCAACUCAUUUUAAGACUGCAUAAAUUGAUCUUUCUGCUAUCUUUUGUUUUUCUAUUGUCUCCAAAACAAUCAAGAUGUUUCACCAGUUUUCACUUACAAAUAACAGGAGACGUUUGAUUGCCCGAGAAAUUUGUAUUUACUUUCAACACGUUUCAAUAGGUGCAAUUUCAUAAUGUGUUGGUUACAAGAACAGGUUUACAAAAUUGGCCCCACCAAUUUCUCAACUAGGAAAGAAUUAGUGACUACUGGUGUUAAAAAAAAAGUAAAAUGUCUGAGAGCUUUUGAAUCAUUAAAUGGAACGCAGUGCAUAAGCGAAAAGUGAUUUAUAAUGCUAGGUACUUUUCACUUUGUCGUGAUUGGGCGAGCUGCUUUGGGUUCUUAUUAACCCAUAGAACUUACCUCUGGAACUGUCACAAGAAGUUCUAUUGUUCUUUUUUUUUGCGUAUCCAUGGAAAUUUCCCCCAGGCAAUUUUGGGGAAGUUGGUUUCACACAAAAAGUCGCUUCCGCACGGGCAACAGCCAUUUGCCAAGAGGGAAAACAGGUUGUAUAACUGCACCUAUUAAGUAUGAUCAUUUCACUUUGUCAGAUCACCUGGAAAAAUAGCUUUCAAUCCACAUGAAUUAUUAGGAAUUUAAUCAAUUUGUCUGACAGUAUUUCUGUGAUCUACAAUUUCCCAAAAAACUUCACUUGCCUGUCAGGCAAGUUAUUAGUUAAGAAUGCAUAAAAAUCAACUAGCCCUGGGCGAUCAGACAUGACUUCCACAUUUCCUUGUCACCCAAAGGAAAAAAUCACCUUCAGCCACCAGCCCAGGUGCUGCUAUACCAGAUCCCUUUUGUUUUUUGAUUUUCUAUGCUCUGUUAAAGUUCUUUUUUCUGUCAGUGCCAUAAAGCCUGCUGUGUUGUCUUGUCAUAUUUUGUUUAAAGUAGACAGAGUGUUAAAGCUGUUGUUAGGGUAGUGUAUAUUAGAGCCUCACCCUUAACAUGACAUUUACAGCAGCAUCAAUAUCAGUGUUAAUUUUAAGUGAAACUGUAUGAAAUUGAUCUACUGACAAGAAUUUUAUUAAAUUUACUUUGACAAUUUCUCAAUUUUCUUUUUUAUUAGGUUAAUAGCCAAGAUGUUAAGAAAGAGUCACCACUUCAGUUUAAGUUUCGAGCAAAAUUCUACCCAGAAGAUGUUUCUGAGGAACUCAUUCAGGAAGUCACAAGGGUAUGUAUAUGAUUGUUAAGGGCGAGGUACAUGGCUUUUAAAAAGCCUGAACCAUGACAGAUAAGGCCACAGUUAAAUGAUGAAUUAUGCAUAUUAUGACUAUAAAUUAUUUAAAUAAAUUUUUAGAAUUAUGAUGCCAUAUUUUGACAGCACACUAUGAAAUGAGUUCAAAUGAAGAUUUUCCAUUUUCGCACCUACAUUCUGUGCUGCAAUUGGGUCAGUGUCACAACAAACAUUAAGAGCAGCAGUUUACAGUCAAUUCCCUCUAUAGCGGACACCAUGGGGACCUCAAGUUAGCAAGAGUCCAUAAUAAUUUUGUGUUUAAUUCAGCCAAACGUCUGUAAUUUAUUUUUGGGCCGGGAUUUAGCUGCUGUCCAUAUUAAGGGACUCUAGCUUAAUAUACUUGUUUAAUUUAUAUUUUGGAAAUUGCUUUUUGAGGAAAUACAUUUUUGAAAAUGACACGUUUAUAGCAGGUCUAACACCUUAAGAAGAUAUUGCACAUGUGGAGAGUUAUAUAGGACAAAGUGUUUGUCUUUGCAUUUUCCCAUCUUGUAUUAAAGUAUAUUCAUUUUAAGAUUUUAAUAACAACAGUGUCAGAAAUUAUUAACAGUGACAAAAGUGUAAUUCUUCUUGUUAAUUUCAUCACUAUCUUUCUUUGUGAAAGUUGAAACUGUCUGUUUUUGUAGAGGCUGUUCUUCUUACAAGUUAAGGAAGACAUUUUGACGGAAAGAACAUAUUGUCCUCCAGAAACUGCUGUUUUGCUGGCCUCUUUUGCUGUAAGUUAAAAUGAUCAGAUUUUAAUGAUUUAAUACUAGCUAAUUGGGCUGAUCAUGGAGACAGCACAGGGUAACUGUGCUAUCUUAUCCUGAGGGUUCGAAGUUAAAAAGUCCUCUGGUUGCUUUUUGGUGACCAACUGGAGAAAUAUAGCCAACAGAUGCAAAUUUUUAGUUUCCAGUUUGUAUAAUUUAAAUGAUGUAGCUUAUAGUAUGGCGCGAUCCAUCAGAUUUGAUUGUUUGAAAAUAUUUUGGACAGAAGUCAGUAUAAAUUUGGAGGUAAACUGUCUUUGCUUAUGCGAUUUGGCACAUUUUUUGUGACGAAAGCAAAGAAAAAUAAGAUAAAAUGUUUGUUUUAACUUUAUUCUUUGAAUGUAAAUCUAAAUCAUAGAUAAAUCUCGUCGACUAAACCAGAAUUUUUAGUCGCCAAGGAGAAAAUGUUAGUCACAUUGGUGGCCAUAUCAGUCACAAUUUGGUCAGACAAAAUAGGUCAUCAUAAUUUGGCCUUGCUUUGAAACGGAGCCUGGGGCAACCUUGGAAAUGGCGUAUUGAGAUCGUGGUUACAGAAUGAUAUCCGGCAGGAGUUGAACCCGACAGUUUUCUGAAUAUCGAUCUAUUUUCAUAUCUGAGCAGUCCUGAUCACAAAUUAGGCACUUAAGUACAAAAUUAAGGAUGUUACCUUCUUCAUCAAGGAAUAAAAAAGACCAAGACAAGCCACUAAAAUAACAGCGUGAUUACCCUAGUGGGGCAAAGAGAUGGCUGAGAAUUCAGACUAUAACUAUGUGGCUGUUUCCUUAUGUACAGUUGCAAGCUAAGCAUGGAACAAGAAGUCCAGAGGUGCACAAUCAGGAGUUUUUAAAAGCUGAAAGAUUAUUGGCUGAAAGGUAGAAUUUAAUUCUUUAUUCAAUUAUUGUUCUUUGAUUUUAGUGUUAAAAAAUUCUCACUUGUUUUACCCUCUAACAAGCAUUCCUAGGAAGAUUGAAGAUUUGCAUUUGACCACCCCCCUUCCCCCCACCUCCUCACCCCCUCCUUACUAUUUUGUUUUCACCCCAACAGUCAUGACCUACUUAAAUAAGACUGUCUUUAAUGGGAAUGCUUGUUUUGCAGGCUUGCUUUGUCAUUUAUAGUUUAUCUUAUGUGCUUUAAAGUUGUUUCUUAUAUCUUAUGCUUGCAGAGUAAUGCAAACCCAUGCAAAAGACAAUCUUCCAGAAAAAGUAGCACAAUGGUGGUCUGAACAUGCCAUGUUGUCAAGGUGAAUCAUGUAAUAGGACAUUUUAACCCUUUAUAUAUGUUCCAAGAGUCAUGUCUGACUCAAAACAUAAUCAUGUGAAAACAAGGCUACUAAUGAGAAAGAGGAAAUGCGUCCGUCUUUUAUCAAAUUCUCCAUUUAUGUCCAGAAAUGCACACAAUGGCGGAUCUGGCAAAAAAUCUCCAGAGUGCUGGCAAAAAUUUAAUUUCAAUGUUAAGCCCUAGGGUAGAGGGGCUGGGUAUCCCUGGGGAAUUUGACUGUAUUUCCUUUCCCCUGGGUGGGGAAUAAUUAAAGAUUUGAUGUGAUGCAAGAUCUUGAGGGUGGGGGUGUUUGGCAAGAUCUCGCAAAUGCCUGGAAAUUAGCCUCAGCCUACCAUCUUGAAAACAUUACCCAGAGUUCCUUGGGAUUGCUGUUUUGCGCCUGCUUACCAUUUUGGAAGUUGCUUCUCAUUGCCCAUUCAAUUUUGAAUAUUAAUUUGUAUGACUAAACAGAUUUAAAAGGUGCUUGAUUUAAGGAGAAAUGCCUCUGUACAAAGCGUGGGACAUAACUAGAUGGAAAUAUGCAUUGAAAUUUAUAACCUCUUAAAUCAAACAACAUUUACUGCCAGGGAAGGGGUAUGAGUAUGCCCAGCCCACCCUACAAUUACUGGUGCAUAAAUGAGAUUACGAGAGGUGCUCCCUGUAAAGUAGAGAAGUUGACGAAAAUGGCGAAUCUGACGUGAACGGCAAAUCUGGCAAAAAUUCUCCAUGGGUUUGGUGAAUAUUCAAUUUGGAUGCGAAACAUGGCCCCUUAGAGAUUGGCGAUUAUGACAAAAAUGGCGAAUGACGAAGACAGUGAAAGCUGGCCAGCAAUGGCAAAUCCAGUGAAAAAAACACCAGGGCCCAGUUGUUCGAAGGCCGAUUAGCGCUUAACCCGGGGUUAACUUUAACCCCUUGGUUUCUUUUUCUUGUGUUCAAAAGCAUUUCCUCGGAUAAUUUUCUCUCUUAUUUUUAGAGCUUCCAAUUAUCAACUUGUGGACAAAAAGAAUUAAAACUGAAUUGCUUUUUAAGCUUUCAAAUCUGAAUUCAAAUCUCACACUAACCCUGGGUUAUCUUAACUCAGCUUUGAACAACUUGGCCCAGAGGGUUGAGAGGGCUAUUUUGGCAAAGAUGGCAUAUUUGGCAAAAAUGGCAAAUAUGGCAAACACCCACCAAAGUCUUAGCAAAAAUUUAAAUGAAAUGGCAAAGGGGCCUUUUGAAAGAAAGGGGCAAUUUUGAGAAAAAAAAAAAUGAAAAUGGCUAAUAUGGCGAAAAUUUGUCAAAGCCUUAACUGCAUGUCAAAUAGGAUGGCAUAGGGGUCCCUUGAAAAGUUGCGAUUUUGUAGAAAAUGGCAAAAAUGGUGAACGUGGUGAAAAUUUCCCCAAUUCUCCCAACUAAAUUUCUUGUAAUAGAAGAUCCAAACACAUGUGAUCAAAUUGAGUUCUAUGUGUUCCACUUGUGCUUACUGGAAGUGCUAAAGAGUGCUGGCUACAUACCAGUACCUUUUGUGUAUGUUUUAUAUCAACCUGGAGAUUAGGGUACUAACAGGCUCCUCUGGUCGCCCGCAAUUAAGAUCACCAAACAAAGUGGCUAAGUGAAUUAAAGCAGAGUCCAAAUGUCAUAUUAAAAUGUUUGAGUGAAACCAAAGAAUUAGCUAAAGUGGUAUCGUAAAAUAAUUUUGUUUCUGGGACCAGAAGGAUUUGAUUCUACUUGCACUGUGGAAGACUAGCAUCUUGAGUUAUUUUGAGCCCCAAGGAAGCAGAAGCAUUUGAUAAUCAUUAAUGCCUGAGAGGUUGUUUUGUUCUUAUAGGGAAGAUGCUAUGAUUGAGUAUCUUAAGACUGCUCAGGAUUUAGAAAUGUAUGGUGUCAACUACUUUGACAUCAAAAACAAGAAAGGGACAGAGCUAAACCUUGGUGUAGAUGCAUUGGGUUUGAAUAUUUAUGAAAAACAAGACAAGUAAGUUUUAAUUUGGUAUUAGAACCAUUUGAAUAGGGUUCAAUAGUAUUAAAAUGAUUAUUGAUGUUAUGAUCUAGUGCAUCCCAGUGAAAAUUUUUAAUACUGUUGGAGUUUACUAGCGAUGGUAAAUUCUCCCAUUACAUAUAACAUGUCAGCAAAAGAGAUAUGUUGACUUCUGGCUGUGAAAUGUAAAAUGGAAAUUUUUAAUUUUUUUUUUUAUCCAUUACCAGGCUAACACCAAAGAUUGGAUUUCCUUGGAGUGAAAUAAGAAAUAUCUCUUUUAAUGACAAAAAAUUUAUCAUCAAACCCAUAGACAAAAAGGCACCGGUAAGUCAUGUUGCUAUUUUAAUUAAAGAAAUCAAGCGGAAUAUGAUAAUGAUUAAGUCUUUUUUGUCUAAGAGAAUAUUUUAUGCAGCCAUUAAACUUAUUGUUAAUUUCGUAAUUUUAGGAUUUUGUUUUCUAUGCAUCACGGUUGAGGAUAAACAAACGAAUUUUGGCCCUUUGCAUGGGAAACCAUGAACUUUAUAUGAGGCGCAGGAAGCCAGACACCAUUGAAGUUCAACAGAUGAAAGCUCAAGCUCUGGAAGAAAGACAAGCAAAAUUGAAAGAAAGGUAAGCUUUCUUAUCAGUGAUUAUGUUAAUGAAAUGUGUGUUGAAAGAUUCAUUACAGAGAAAUUGCCUACACCUUGUACUCAUUUACUAUAACCAAUUUGCCACUAUAUCUUGCACUGUAAAAUGAUGUUCAAAGCAACCUAAGCCAUUUAGCGGCCACCAGAGGAAAAGACCUAAUCUGCAAACUAUGGUUGCUUUCAUUCCCAUUUCAGAUUCCCUCUAUUUGACUACUAAACAACCAGAUUCACUGAAGUACUUAGGGUGCUUUUUUUUUGGGAGAGUUCCAAAACAGAUUUGUUAUCUCAGAUCAUAUGGAUUCUUCACUUAACCAAAAAAAAUUGAAUCGGAAAAAGGAUCGUUUACCAUGACAACGGCAUUUCCUCAUGCUCCUCGUGAUGAGAAAAAUAGGGGAAAAAACAACAAACUGAUCCUUGUGGCGAAGACAAGAAGGAGAAACAACUUAAGCUAUUUAUGAAUAUACAAAAUGUAUAUAUUUCAGUUUGAACCCAAAUGUCUCUAGAAUUCACCGAAUUUUGGGGCAGUUCAGGUGUAAGUGGGCUGAUACUGUCCUUGAUUGGGUGUCCUGUGAUGAGAGAUCACAGUGGUAGAUUGUAGAGUGCAGUGUGUAAUAAGACCCUGCUUUUUUAUGCCAGUCUCAUUCUGACUGCAGCUUGAUGUAAAAUCCAACUUUGUCCAUCACUGAUAUGAGCUUCUUCAGCUUGUUGUUCAAGGACUAUGUGGUGUUUCUCAGACAUUCAACUCCAAAGUUGCUUUGUUUUGCUCUUCCCUUUGACAGUUAUUUUCUACUUAGUUGGUUUUUUUUGCUUUUCGUACAUUGAUCAUGACUUCUCUUCGAAUAAUCGUUUAUUUAAAUCCAGAAUAUGCAGAAAUAGGUGUAAUUCUAAGUGCUGUUGAAGCUAUUUUGCCUUUGUGUUGUUGUUGUUGUUGUUAGUUUUUUUAACUCUGUGUUGUAUGAUCAUUGUGAUUGCACAGCAUGACCAUGAAACUGCUAUGGACUUGAAAAAUUGCCAUCUAGGCUAUGAUAAAAUUCUUAUCCCAUAGUUGACGUUGCAUUCUUGUUCUAUUUUAGGCAAAAACUGGAGCAAGAAAAGGUGGCCCGCGAGAAAGCUGAAGCAGAAAGAAAGAGAUUAGAGGAAGAAAUAGCUCAACUUAAGGCUUCACAGGAAAAACAAGCAAGAGGUUGUCAUAACCUGUGCAGUUUAUUGUUGAGUUUCAUGAUUAUGUUCUGUGCAUCAUACAGCAAUUUACAACUUUAAAUAUCUCUUCUCCGAACUGCUGUUUUUUAAAGGAUAAAUUUUGCCAGUUUACAAGGUCAGGAACUUCAGCGUUAAUGGGCUGUCUGUAUUAAGUGUGUCGUGUUACUUAAGUCAAAAUGAACUUUUCAUUAAGUGAAACAAAAUAAGAUAAUGUUAUUGUCAAAGUAUAUGAAGUUUUCUACACAAAUGUAAGUGAAAAAAGACCAAACUUUGGUCCAUUGUCACCAUUUCAAGAAGGAAUGGGCAAAAUUAGUCAUCAGAGCAACAAGUUAUUUACUUCUUAUGGGUUUGUAAUGCGGAAAAAAUUAUCAAUGUACAUUAUGAUGCAGUUAGAUUUAGCAGCACUCUACAUGAGCAAUUUUUUUCUCUUGUGCAGCUGGUUAAUUGUGAAAUUUCUUUCAUUUGGAUAGCAGUAUUGUGAAAACAAGUAGAUGAUUCAACUGUUUACCUCAGUUGCAUAAUGCAUUUGCAUAAAUAUUUCUGUUAUUUUUGCUGCUUUUGUUUAACUUUUUUCAAUUAAUACUAUUUCAAAAAGAAAAAUGCAUUAUUUAGCAAUACUAUUGAGAUGAUAUACUCUGGGGAAGCUGUUCAAAGCACUAACCCAUGAUAAAUCACUGCUGUUUGUGUUUUAAACAUCACUUAGAGCUGAGAUGACAAGGUAGUGUCGAUUAGUGAAUUGAAAAACAAAACGUAAAAAAAAGUGGGUGUUGUCAGACUUAAAAUAUGUCUGUAUAAUGGGGUUGAAUUUAGAGAAAAUAUUAGGGCUAUCCCCAAGGACAAAGAAAACUGUCUGUUUUAAGUUGCCUGUAUUCCCAUAAAGCACUGGGUUGACUUUAAUCAGUGGUUGUAUUAUAAUUGUUUAUUGAAAUUCUGUGAUUUUAUCCAUAGAAAAGAGAGAGGCAGAGGAGAAAGCUGCAGAGUUGGCCAGGAAAAAAGAAGAACUAGAACAAGAAACCAGAAGGAAAGAAGAAGAGAGCAGAAUGCAUUUAGCUGAAAUAGAGGAAAUCAGGAAGAAAAAAGCUGAGGAUGAGGAGGAAAAGGAGAAAUUGGUAUGUCUAGACUGCGAACAACAAGUCAGGAGUGUUAUUUGUUUUUUGUCUUGUAGUCAACUUUUUGGCUUGAUCUGGUUUCUUACUUUUGUCUGCCAGGCAAGAGAGCUACAGGAAAAGGAAGAAAGAUUUACAAAGUUAGAGGAAGAGGAGAAAAGAGUAAAAGAGGAACAGGAACGAAUUCAGCAAGAGGUAACAAUCACAGAAAAAAAAAUUGCUAACUAAAUUAUUGAUGUUUCCAAUCCAGUGCCUGCCUUGUUUCUCCUAAAUCUAGGGUUUUUAGAACAGUGAAUAUCACUGAAAAUAGAAGGUCAAGUGUUAAUGUUUGACUGAGACAUGCACACAGCUUGUUCACUUCAUUGAAGUUGAAUUGUUUCCUUCAAGAAAGUUUCAUACUUUGGCCAAACCACUAAAUAGAUUAAGGUGGUUUUGUCAGAGGGAGCAUUCAGUUACCUAGGUAACCACUAUUGGAAAACAUUUUGGCAUCAGAAAUCUUUCAUAUCUUAUGGGAAAAGUAGACUAUGAGUAGUCCCCCAUUUUUCCUCAGGGACAGUAGAGUGAGCAAAACGCAAACGCGCGUGAAAAUCACCGCACUUGAGAAAAGGCGGCACGGGGUGGGGAUUUUCUCGCGUGGGAUGAUUUUCCGUGUUUCACUCGCUCUACUAUCCCUGAGGAAAAAUGGGGGACCACUCGUAGUCUAUGGGAAAAGGUCAAGGGUGUUUAUUUUGUUAGGCCAAAUUAUUACAGAUGAUUGAUUGGUUGCUAGGCAAUCAUCUAGAGAAUUUUAGAAGUGCAAACAUUAACAAGAAAAAGAACUGUUUCAAGUUUUGCUGAAUUUAUGAGAUUGAUGAGAAGAUUUCAGGAAAAUCACGGUGGGAUGUGUUGUUUAUCCUUUUUUUAAAUGUUGUUUAUUAGCUUGAGGCACAAAUAGAAGAGAACAAGAAACUUCAGGAGCAAGCCACUGCAUUGCAAGAACAGGUUAUGGUGCAGGAGAAAGUUGAAAUGGAGGAACAACAGACAUCCCUGGAAGCUGAGCUCACCAUUGAAAAUAUACAAGGGGACAGGUCAGAAGAGGAUCGACUGACAGAGGCGGAAAAGAAUGAACGCCAGAGAAAGAUGCUUCAGGUAUGAUACAUGAACUAUGCAAAUUCAGUGACACGUCAAGCGUCAUAUAUAGAGUUUUUCCUUGCUGGCGAAUUUGAGGUGUACGAUCUUGCCCUUCUCAGGGCGCGAAAAGGGUCUUGUCUGGUCUUCCAGGGCAAUUAGAUUUUCUUGGUGGGCAAGUAGCUUUUAAAGCUUACUUGCCCAAAGGCCGAAGGUCCAGCCAAGUCAUGGUCUAACAAAAUCAUUAGCUAAGACAAGUAAUUGGUGGCCCCAGGCAAGCAAAAUGGGACAUCUGCUUGGUCAAAGGACAAGCUGGAAUUCAAUUUUUGUUUUCGAGCUCUGCUUCUACAGCAUUCCCAUCAAGAUUUGGUAUGGUUUUCAGUAUGGAAUUUUACGGUAUUGUGUGGAACUGUUCGGUGAUUCUUCCAAGACUUAUACACUCUACCUUUUGAAGUCUACAAGUUUUGGUUAAUUAACUCCUUGUUAUCUGGCUAAAAAUGAACCAAAUUCACCACAUUUUUUAAAAACAAUUAUAUCUUUGCAGGUAUUUAGAGCAGCUUAAAAACCUAUACCUCUUUUGAAAGGGCAAAAGAUAAUCUUUCAGGAAAAAAAUAUUCACGUUCUGAAACCCAUAAUAUUUCACACAAAAAAUAGCAAGAUUGGGUGAAUACUAAUUUGCAUACCAGAAUUUGACACCUGGAGUAAAUAGCUGUAGUUUUCAAAUGUUAAUAUCUUUUCUUGUAGCAACUGCAAGAAGAUUUGCAGAAAGAAGAGAAGAACUAUUCUAGUUAUGAUAAGCUUCAUAUGCAAAACCAGAAAGAAGGACGAGACAAGUACAAAACCCUUAAACAGAUAAGACAAGGGAACACUAAACAGAGAGUUGACGAGUUUGAAGCUAUGUAAAAACAUUAUUAGGGAAUGCCAUGGUAAACAAAGGUGAGAGUCUUUAUCUUGUCACUUCCUAAGAUUAUUUAUGGCUGGAGUAAAGUAAUUUUACCAAUAGCAUUGUAAGGACUGUUGGCCAGAAUAGUUAGCACUAGACUUGCCUGACAUGUAAAGUGCAAAAAUUGUACAGCCAUCUCCUUUUACGAAAAUUAAUUAAAGGUUUAGAUCCUAAAGAAACGUACGUGGUACAUCAGUUUAGACGUAAAAACUGACAAUUUGAGUGCCAACCCUUAGAACAAUAGGUCAUACUUGGCUCUGAGGCUAGUGAAGGGAAUACUUAAAGCAAAAGAAAUGGCAUUAGUAUUCAGGGAUGAAUUGUUCAUUACCCCUUGGCCUUAGAUAUAAAUGUUGGGUAUUGAUUCUGGCCAUGGCUGACAGUUGUUACCAGUCCCCUUUAUAGUGGCCUGUUCGCGUUCAGUUAUGAACUUCUCUACUUUGGAGACAUUUUACAGAAUUGUCAGUUUUCAAAUCAGUUGUGGCUGCACAGAAGCUGUACAUGCUGAAAUUUGCAUGCAUUAGCAAAGCCUACUCUUUAGGUACAGUCGAACCGCCCCUUACAGACAACUUUCUAUGGCGUCCUCACUGUCCGGGGUAUGAACAAAAUGCUCUUAUGUGCAGAAAUGCAUGCAGUGGCGAAAAUGGCAAAUCUAGCAAAAAUUCACCCGAGGGUUGGCAAAAAUUCAAAGGUGAUGUUAAGAGGUGCUACCUGUAAAGUUGCGAAUUGACGAAAAUUGCAAAAAAGGUGGUCAUUUGUCAGAGGGUUGGUGAAAAUGCAAAUGAGAUGUCAAAAGGUGCCCCUUGUAAAGUUGCGGAUUUGAUGAAAAUGGCGAAUUUGACAAAAAUGGAAAAUUUGGCGAACAGUUGUACGUCCUGAACGUCAACAAUAACAAGUGGAAGUACAUCUUUUCUCUCUUUUACUGGUCUGACUCAAUAACAUAACAAUACAGGAGUAGAAACUAAAGUUUCAAAUUUGGUUGUGUGCAACUGAAGCGUUUCAUCAAAAUCAGAAGAAAACUUCGCCUUCCAGUCUUGACGUCCAAGACGUCAGCGUUCUCGUUGCUCGUCAUUAGGGACUUUAAGAUUCAACGACGCGGACGGCAACGAGAACGUCCAAAAAACAAUAGGUUUUAUAAGCAAAACAACAACUUUGCACGUGUAUCACGCUUUUUGGUAAAAUUCUAAGCCCGUUUUUCCACGACUAUGACGUGAAAAUGCCUAAUUUCGCGUUUUAUGAAAGAUAUAAACAAGCAACGACGAAAUUUUAUUUCUCUUUUUGAACUUGGAUAUUGGCCCUAGGAUUUCAAUUCCAGGAGGGUUCGCCUAUAUUUGACAAAGUGAGUGGGUAGGAAUAAUUGCGAUAAAGACUGAAAGAACGCAAAUUCACUUUUUAAGCAACGUUCUCGUUGACGUCAUGUCGUUGGAUCUUAAAGUCCCUAAUAUCUCAAAAUGUUGUCCUCCUCUCUCUUUUUUUAGCUUUUCCAUACAUCUGUAAUGUGUUACUGUUGUGUAAUUUCUCAACUUUUUCUCAAUUUUUUUUUGUCUUAUUCUUCCACCUCAAUUAGUAUUAUAUGUUUCCUUAGACGAUGAACUUUACUCCACUUUGUCUCUCUUGACCAAGGUGUCUAAAUGGGUACCAGCCACAUACUCCUGGGGGGUAAACCUACGAUGGACUACCAUCCCGUUAAGGGGGAGUAGCAAUACUCCUGGGCGUACUUCAUGCCAAGGAAACCGGGAUAAGCUCCAGCCAUUUAUACCUUUGCUUUUGUUACCUUUAUCAGUAGUGACAGAGUACCUUGUAUGAUUCAUGCAUUCUUUUUUUGCCUUUUUUAGAUGCUGAUACUGUGUCUUUGAUAUGGGACCAUGUCAGUUAGCGUGAAUGAGCUGCUGCAUUCACUGCUUACUACACUGUUAUCCGCUAUGGGAACAUGAUUAUUUUGCACAUUCGAAAAUUUGAUAUGAGCAUAUUAUUAUUAAUUAAUUAUUAGAUUUUGUAAGGUUAGGGUAUAAUAAACGUUAGUAAGAUUUUAAAUAUAAGCACUGCUUAUUAUUAUAGUUACAAACCGUAGACACUAUAAUCUCUCCUGAAAAUAACCCCGGUUGUAAGAGACAAAUCCUUUCAGUUAUAAACAAACAGUACAAGGUGUUUUUAAUCAAUGGACAGUAUGUUAAAGACCAUUUGUACUGUGGAAAGUAAGCACGCUGCCCAUUUUAUUUUGUUUUGCAAUGUUUUUUUUUCUUUUAGUUACUUAAAAUGCAUAGAAAAAAUUCCCGGUAGUAUAAGUGAAUUAACAGGAGUGCGGAGCUUGUAUUCGAAAUUGUACAUUUUGUGUAUUCCUGGUUCUUUUCUGGUCCUGUUCCAUAGUCUUGAGGCCGCUAAAUGGACCUUUGAAAUCUCCCUUGAUUCUAUACCCAUGACAAGUUUGGUAGGACCAGUGUCAACUUCAGGUUUGGAUUGUGAUUUGCCUCAGUUGAUGCAAGGUCGAUAAUUAUUUUGUUGAUGUAAUUCUAAAGUUUACUAAAUCUCUUAUUAUACUAUGUAUUUCAAGAGUCUUGAUUCCUAAUGUCACAGACAAGUCAAAAGAAAUCAGCAGACGACCUGUAGUUUCAUGCAGGUUUUGCCGUUGUUAUAUUAUAAUCACAUUUUGUUAGUAAAUAGUUAGAAGCUAUUUUUCUGCAUUGGUAUAAUAAAACAAAG